AAGAAACGAUCUUUCUUCUCAUUUGCAGUUUAAGAGGACAGAAAGAUAGCAAAAUUUCUUUCUCAAUUAUUGGGAUUCAUGAGAAGUUUGGUAUGGCAGAAGUUGAUGACUGAACGAUUACGAUGAAACUUUGCAAGUGGAGAGAAAAUCUUAGCUGCAGAUCCCAACCGCCAUGGAUGAACUACUUCCUGGCUCCAUGGGAACUAGCGCCAGUUUGUCUCUCAGAUUAGGCCAGACCAUCUUCUCCUUUGCCUCUCUUCUCUUCAUGUCUGUUGGAGUUGAGUUCUACAGCUAUACUGCUUUCUGUGGACUUGACAGCUUCUUGGUGACAAUCAUGGGUCUGGUGAUUCCAUGGAGCUUCACACUGGCACUGGUGGAUGGGUGUUCAAUCCUUGUAGGAUGUCCUCUUCGUCAACCAGGAAUACUAUUCGUCAUUGUUAUAGGAGAUUGGGUCUUAUCUAUCCUCUCACUAGCAGCAGCUUGUGCAUCAGCUGGUGUCAUAAAUUUCCUGCCCAACAUUGAGGGGCUCCAUUGUGUUCCAAAGUUCUGCAGCAGAUAUCAAUUAUCUACAGUGAUGGCCUUCUUGUCUUGGUUUCUCUCGGCUGCUUCGUCUCUUUUCAACCUUUGGCUACUCCCUUCUUUGUGAUUUAACUUCCUUACGGUCGCCACCAUUUAAUCAUUUUGUUAAAUUUGAGAUGUUGGUAGUUAAUUUUAAUUCAUAGUGAAUUGUCAAGGCUAAA
This is a messenger RNA of Telopea speciosissima, 740 nucleotides long. Its product is annotated as CASP-like protein 5C1. The record is from RefSeq and is a predicted model, not a curated record. Gene Ontology annotation, cellular component: membrane. The transcript has 3 exons. Bases 173 to 646 code for a protein of 157 amino acids. Lineage: Eukaryota; Viridiplantae; Streptophyta; Magnoliopsida; Proteales; Proteaceae.